AUGCAGCUGUCACUCGUGGCCCUGGCCGCUGUCUUCCAGGCAGCGGUUAGCACCGCCUCUUCGCUCACUCCACCCGUUAUCCCCUUGAUCGUACGAAAUCCAUAUCUGAGCACCUGGCUUGCAAAUGCUCGGGAUGCACCUUGGUCAAAAUGGCCCAUGUUCUACACUGGAGAGGAGGUGGGACUUUCUUUGAUGGCUCACCUUCCAAGUCAGAAUACCGUCUACCCUCUUGUUGGCAAGCCCCACGAGUCUUUGGGUGUUAAAUCAGACUAUAAGAUCAUGUUCCCCAACUACCUUGGCCUGAACUACGAUGCCUCAACGACCAACCUGACCUACCACAUUGAUACUGGUACCGGAAACCCUCUCGACAUUACAAUUUCUUUCCUUUCACCCAUUACGCCAACUUCAACUCUGCGCCAGUCAAUCCCGGCCUCCUAUGUUUCAAUCGAUGUCCAAGGCGAUGUCGACGUCAGCAUCUAUAUGGAUGUUGACGGCCGCUGGGUCAGCGGAGAUACUGGUAGCAAGAUCAAGUGGGAAUGGGAUAGCUUGAAGACCGAGCACGAGAAGCUUACACUUAAUCGAUGGCAAGUACAGAGGGAGAACGAGCUUCUUUUCACAGAGACUCGCGACCGUGCGGAAUGGGGCAGUCUUCAUUUCACUGGACCAUCUGACGCUAAAUUCCAGUCUGGAUAUGCGACUGAUGUACGCCGAGGUUUCGCAAGCUCGGGAACUCUACAAAACACCAACGAUGAUAAAUUCCGCGCUAUUCAGGAUCGAGCGCCGGUUUUUGCGUUCUCCAAAUCUUUCCACCUCGGCCAUUCAUCCAAGAUUUACGACGACAGCGUCACCUUUACUCUUGCUUUUAUCCAAGUCCCCGUUGUUCAGUAUGCAUCAUCUCGUGGGCUCACCCUGAUGCGACCCUUAUGGGAAUCUUGGUACCCAACAACAGAAGAGCUCCUGGGUUUCCACUACAGGGACUACGCUGCAGCUAGUUCUCUAGCAUCUAAUUACUCACAGCAGGUGGCAGAUGACGCGUACUUGUCGGGAGCCGAUGACUAUGUUGACAUCGUUGCCCUUACUGCGAGGCAAGUCAUGGGCGCCACUACCUUUUCAGGAACCCCGGAUGACCCGAUUCUGUUCCUAAAGGAGAUCUCUUCAAAUGGCAACUUCCAAACUAUCGAUGUCAUCUUCCCCGCGUUCCCCUUCUUCAUGUACACGAACCCCCGGUGGUUGGCGUACCUUUUGGAGCCGCUGAUCGAGCACAUGCUGAGCGGGCAAUACCCCAAUAAGUAUGCGAUGCACGAUUUGGGUACACACUUCCCCAAUGCGACCGGACAUCCUGAUGGGAAAGACGAGUACAUGCCGGUCGAAGAGUGUGGUAACAUCCUCAUCAUGGGCUUGGCUAUCGUGAACUCGCUUCGCUAUGAAGACUCUACCGCGGCCUCAUCCAUUUGGUCAACACAGGGGUCGCCCUCAUUAAGCCCUGAAAGCGAGACUUCUGGACUGUUCCCUCUUGACAAUUUACAGGUACUGUCCGGAAUUGCUCACCAAGAUAGCAAAUGGGGUGGUGGUAGCAAGGGCCAGCACCAGGCUGAGAAAUGGGUGAAGCGGAGCUAUAGUCUAUGGAAACAGUGGACCGGAUAUCUGGUGGAGUUCUCUCUUGAGCCUGCUAACCAACUCUCUACCGAUGACUUUGCAGGCUGGCUGGCUCUCCAGACCAACCUGGCUCUCAAGGGAAUUGUGGGCAUCAACGCGAUGAGCAAGAUCGCCGAGGUAGCCGGUCAGGAUGCCGACGCUGCUUAUUUCAAGAAAGUCGCCAGCGACUACAUCACCAAAUGGGAGAAGUUUGGCAUGUCCCGAGAUGGCACACAUGCGAAGCUUGCCUACGACUGGUAUGGCUCUUGGACAACGAUCUACAACCUCUACGCCGAUGCCCAGCUCUGCUUCCACCUAGAGGAUACCGAUACCGAUUCGCCUGGGUUUGUUCCGCGCCACAUCUACCAGAAACAGUCUGUGUGGUAUCACUAUGUGCGUCAGAAGUACGGCCUGCCCCUCGACAGCCGCCACAUGUACACCAAGACAGACUGGGAGUUCUUCUCAAUGGCUGUCGCCUCCAAGCCUGUGCGUACAGAGAUCCUCCAGUCUGUCGCACGCUGGGUCAAUGAGACGACCACUGAUCGUCCAUUGACCGACUUGCACAACACGGAGGGUGACGGGGGCUUCCCUGGUCCGAACUUCUUCGCUCGGCCUGUCGUUGGUGGCCAUUUUGCUUUCCUAGCGUUGAAGCGUGCCUGUGGUGGAAAGGCCAUGCCUGGCCUGUCUUUCCUCGACGAUGUCGACGAGGAGGCCUUGGCGGUUUGGGCCCAGAGUGCCGAGUCUGCCGCGAAAGAAUUCACCAUGCCUGGGCGGAACCGCCAUGGCGAGGGAGAGCUGUAG
Messenger RNA from Penicillium samsonianum, 2436 nucleotides. Its product is annotated as putative glutaminase. The transcript is spliced from 5 exons. Bases 1 to 2436 code for a protein of 811 amino acids. The record is from RefSeq and is a predicted model, not a curated record. NCBI's taxonomy places the organism in Eukaryota, Fungi, Ascomycota, Eurotiomycetes, Eurotiales, Aspergillaceae.